This is a messenger RNA of Didymodactylos carnosus, 744 nucleotides long. NCBI's taxonomy places the organism in Eukaryota, Metazoa, Rotifera, Eurotatoria, Philodinida, Philodinidae. The record is from the annotation of a GenBank genome assembly.
AUGCAGUUGCAUACUGCGUAUCGUCUACAAGAAAACGGUCACACGUUGAAAGCAGCAAUCGUCUAUAUAGAAUUAUUAGAUAUAUGUAAAUCAAUAACAGAUAAUUCUAUUGAAAACCGCAGAUUCAUUUCAAAUAUUAGUACAAAUUGUGGUGUAAUAUGGUAUGCAGCAAUUAAAAAUAAAAGCUUGCUAUUUGAAGUGUUGCAAAAAUUUAACACAAUCGACGAAGUUUAUCAUUAUAUUAUUGAUACGCUGCAUGUGACUGAUGAUUAUUCAGAUAAUUUAGUUGGAUUUGGAGAACUUCUCAAUUUUUUGUACAAUGAAAAACAUUAUUCAGAGAUCAUAUGUGAUGAAAUGCUAUCUCGGAAAAGUACUCUGUUUGAACUGAAUAAAGAUGAUUUUUCCAACGAUAAUAUUUAUCUAUAUGGAAAAUAUGAUACGCAAACGGUUGAUUCAAAUGUUAAGAACUUAAUUACAAAAUAUAAUAACAAUUAUCAUAUAUUAUCAAAACCAUUUAUAUACUAUACUUUCACACAAUGUUAUAGAUUAACAGACGAUAAACAAACAGCUGAAAUAAUGGCAAAGAAUAUGAAUGAUGGGAUCGAUAAUUUCAAGAAAAAUAAAGAUUCAGAAAAAGAAUUACAUAUCGAUGAGAGUGGUGUCAAGUUCCACAGUUCCGUGGAAAUUCCGGCAGAAUUCUGCAGAACUGCAGAAUUCAACUUCACAUUCAAAUAUAUACUGUAG